This is a messenger RNA of Aplysia californica (California sea hare), 480 nucleotides long. RefSeq names its product alpha-N-acetylglucosaminidase. The record is from RefSeq and is a predicted model, not a curated record. NCBI's taxonomy places the organism in Eukaryota, Metazoa, Mollusca, Gastropoda, Aplysiida, Aplysiidae.
UGGAGAGAAACUGUCCAGUCUUCUGGCCGACAUGGAUCAAAUCCUCAGCGCCAACGAUCGUUUCUUGGUGGGUCGCUGGAUUGAGGACGCUCGCUCCUGGGGCUCGGAUGACAGUGAGAAAACCCUGCUGGAGUAUAACGCCAGGAACCAGAUCACUCUGUGGGGACCUGAUGGGGAGAUCCGGGACUACGCCUCCAAGCAGUGGGCUGGUGUCGUUGCAGGGUAUUAUAAACCUCGUUGGGAAUUUUAUGCUUCCUGGCUGGUGGAGUGCAUACAAAAUGCAAUCCUGUUGAGAUCUCCAGGGCACUUUUCUCCAAGUACCUACCAGUACUGCAGCAUCCUUUCUUUGAUAAACUAUGGCAGCAGGCACAAAGCAAAGGAAAAUCUCAUACACAACCAGAAAGGUUGUACAGAAGGAGAAUGAAGCAGUUUUAAAGUGAAGUAAAAAAUGAAGAAAAAAGGGGCAAUCUUGAAUACAUG